GCGUAUCAUACGUAAUUUCCGUCGCUUCGUCCGACUGCGCCUGACAUGGCUGACUCCUUCCCUGCCAAAGCAAAGAACUUUUACAUUCAUCGGGUAUCACUCCGACGGAACAGCUGUGGCGGUCCUUCGGCACCACAAUAGUACACUCUGUCGAGCCGUAGUGAGCGUUCGCACGCGCAAAUACGUUGGCGUUUUAAAUUUAUAACCUCAAACCGUAUUUUGUUUACGAUGAUCUCGGCGCAUACCGGUAGCUUUCGCGUAAUUUCUAUCGACCGUGGUCAGUGAUUCGCCCCUUUUAAAUCUUUACUCGUGCGGGAAGAAUCGCAAAACCGCAGCGGAUGGUUAUGGGCAAACCGAAAAAAGACCAGAAACUCCUCAACAAAAUGGCAGACGUGGUGGCCGACCGACGCAAAGCCGUCCAUUUGAAACGAUCCAAGUCGGUGAGAGCGUCCCUACGAUUCAUUGGUACAAAAUUCCUAAGCAAGCAUACCAACAACAACAACCAAUCGCCGAUGACGAAGACGACGUCGAUGUCAAGCAUCCACGAGUUCUAUCAGUCGGAGAGACAGACGGAAUAUCUGAUGGGAGCGCUGUAUCAGCAAAGAAAACCUCCGGAAACAAUUCUCAAGACUCCGUUCAAGAAGCCCGAGAAAUUCAACAAGAACAAGAGAGAUUUGUUGGACGGGCACGUGAGGAUCAGCACUCCGCCGGAGGAGGUGGCUCCCAAAGCUGCCCAGUUGCUGCAGAUACCGCAUUUUAGAGAAGAAUUGGCGCCAAGGGUUAACGAUCUGAAGGGGGUCCAGUUUGGCGGCUGCUAUAGGGACAACGGGUUCCACAGGGGCGCUCUGAGGCUGUCGAUGACGACGAGGAGAAAGAACUACACGAGGAAUUCGUCGCUGUCUGAGGACGACCGUAAAAAACUCCCCAGCCUGCCGGGCGACUUCGAGAUGGAGGUGGCAAGCAUCCCCCUCGCGAGGGGCUUGCCACCUCCAAGCCACAAGCCCACCAAAAAGGAAGCCAAACUGCUCCAACAGAAACUAGAAAAGUUGGCCCGCAUCAACAUCCAUCUCCACGCUCUGUUUGCGGCGGUGGAAAACGGCCAUUUAGAAAAGGCGCGGACCAUUUUGGAGUCUACAGACGUCGACGUUAACAGCGUCAAUUGCGACUGCCUGUCGCCGCUAGAUGUCGCCGUGUUGAGCAACAAUCGACCGAUGGCGAAAAUGCUUAUCGGUUUCGGCGCGAAGGAGGGAAACAAGUUCGCCAGCUCGGACAAGAUGGGCUCCCACCUCAAACAGCUCCUGGGUGAAGCCGAAAUGCGCCUGCAGGAACUCGGCGGUCUCUUGGACGAACCCUGCGGGGCUUCCCUUAACACCAGAGCCUCGUUUUCCAGCAUUAUCGGGAACACGUACCCAGCGCCCUCCAUGACAGGUUGUGCUGGGGGCGAUACCGAGAAGCAAGCUAUAGCUUGGGGGCGCAAAGCCAAAAUGCUGAAGAGAUUGGUGCUGGGUUUCGCUCAGGCGCGGCCCCCGGAUCCGCCGUCACUGGUCGCGUUGGACAUUACAGCCCAUUCGACGGUGACGGUGAGGCUACAGGAACCCACGGUUCAGGAGUCGCCCAUCGCGACGAAAUUUAGGGUGCAAUGGUCCACGAGGUCGGACUUUUCGAUAAUUACGGGUGAAAAAGAAAUCACGGACAUGUCCAACCCCAAGUGCGUGGUGGACCUGACGCAGGGCAGGCGGUACUUUUUCAGGGCAUGCUGCGGCAACCUCAAAGGUUUCGGCACGUUCCUGGUCUCGACCCCGUCGUCGGUGGUACCGUCCACUUGGAGAGAGAUCGACAACAAGAAGCCGAGGUUCGGCGGAAGACUGAAACAGCUGGAGCAGCUGAUGGAAGAAGUGAAACAGUUUCGCCCUGGCAGCGAGAUCCUCGAGACGCCAGGGCCGACGCGACGAGUCCCGAGGAAAAAGACCACCAUCAAGCAACUGUUUACGGCCGCCAGCAAAUUCCAGAAGCACCUGCGCAGAGGCAUAUAUCUAGCGUGCAUCCUUUACCACGAAGACAAAGUCCUGGUGACGAACGAAGACUUCCUGCCUGUGAUAGAAAUCGACGAGACGUUUCCUAGCUGCGUCCAAGCGGACUUGCACUGGUUGAUGAAGGUCGCCUGCACUUGGGACGACACCAAGAGUUUCAGGUCGGUGAUGGAAGAGCACUCGUCGUCCGCCGUCCAUUUUCGCACGAAAUUGCUGUCCGCGGCGCUGCAGAUGCAGUCGUCGUUGUGCCUCCAAGACCUCGGGCAGCUCUACUACAAGCCGCUACGCGAUUCGCAGGGUACCGUGGUGCUAAGUACUAUAAAUUACGUCAAGUCGCCCAAGUCGGUGAGCGUGUUGAACUCGCGUUGGUUGCCGAUGAAUAAGGUGUUUAAAAAAGUUGUGCUAAGUGACGAUCACAACAUCGCGGAAGUGUUGAUGGCGAGUAUCCAGGAGCAGAUCAACUAUCACCAGGUGUCGGGACUGAAGCUCACCAAAGGGCUGUAUGUCGCUUACCUGAAGAUGCAGAGCUCGGUGGAUAUGAUUCAGGUGGUGGUGUCGUCUAAAAGUCCCAACAUGUUGCCCCACUGCAAGGUCAGGGAUAAUCCCCACGUGUCGGCCGAAGAAUGGGAAUACCUCAAGCAGCAACAUCUGCCCGACAUCUUGGACAACGCGACCGAAUUGCAACGAACUUUCCUCGAGCUGGUGACGAGCGCCGCCAAGAGGCUGUUCAACUACAUGGACAUCGGCAACGAGGAGGCGAACAAUCAUCGCCUUUACGACUCCGAGGUGAUCGACCUCACCGACGAGGUCAGCUUUAUAGUCGUAUGUCCGUCCGCCGAGCUAUCUUGCAGCGUUCCCGGCCAACGAGAGAUCUUGCUCCAACGCGGCGACCUUCUCAGCCUUCCUAUCCAGGUGUUUGAGAUGAUACACCUGAACACAUAUCAGCCGAGCAUCGUUAGGAAAUACUCCAAGCUCAGCUGCCUGCUGGAGCUCGACGCCGCGACCGCCAGUCACCUGCACCGGGAGGCCUUUUCCAACAGCGAAGUCGCCGUCGCCAGGGAACGUUUGGCUAAGCUCCAGGACCUGCAGUCGCGACUCAACUCGGUGUGGAAGAGCGUUCGCUGGUUAAUGGACGUCAUCUCGUUCGCCAGAGACAGGUACAUGAGCGGCAUCUGCAUGCGGUACAUUCUAGAAAAGGAAAUAGGCGUAUGUACCAGCCCGAAGAGGAGCCUUCUUCAACUACCGUCGAGGGAUACCAAAGUGAUGAAAAGUACCCCGGGUAGGGGCUCGUGGCCCGGUCCCGGGGGUUCGAACAACAUAACCAACGGUUCCAACCUAAUGAGUGAGUUCAGCAAGAGCGAGCAGCAGCUUAACAUUAACGGCACCACGUCCAACUACUUGUCAGCCUGCAGCAAUUCUCAAUCGAGGAAAAACAGCGACAGCUACAGCAGCGAUUACUUUUCGCAACUUCCCCCGUCCCGCAGCGAGGACAUGCUCUUCUCAUUGCCUACAUCUUCGCCGCAGAGGUGUCGGGCGAGUACCAUGUCCAGCGCGUCAGCGACCACGAGUCCGUUGCUGAGCGUCCGACCUCUGUACGGAGGGAGCUUGAUCAGCGUAAACACCAUCAACACCGACAGUAUGCACAGUCUGAGUUCCGACAGUGAUCAAGCUCACCCUCUGAGUGCUUCGACGCCGAACAAGAACAAGAACAGGCCUAAAAUUGUUCCUAGCAGAAGCAUGACGAACGUCAAACAGAAUAUCCUCGACGUGAGCUCUAGAUCUGACAGAAGUAGGCCGAGGUACCUGAGCGUCGAACCUCGAGCGCAACCAUCGAAUUUAGAAUCGAGCCUCUCUAAAAGCCUGACCAACAUUAAGACUGUAUCAGACAUCGACCUAGGCAGUUCUAACUACCUAAAGCCCCUAGACGCGUUAAGGAGACCAGAAGUCAACCCGGACAUCUUCAAAGUUCCUUACAAGGACCCUACCGCGGAACAGUCCUCCUCCAAGGAACAAAGCGGUAUUCUGCAGGUGUUCGCCGCUUACGAAACGGGCUUGGCGAGCGGCACCAGCCUCAAACUUCACGUGACGCCCAGAACGACGGCCCGGGAGGUCGUCGAUUUGGUAGUGAAACAGCUCAACAUGGCCGUCGUGCUCAAAGGCAAAGACGGACCGAUUUACAAUGCCGACAAACUGAAGAACUUUUGUCUGGUUGCCGUCAUAGGCGCUAGAGAGAGGUGCUUGCGAGACGACUUUAAGCCGUUGCAGCUGCAGAAUCCUUGGAAGAAAGGUAGACUGUACGUGAGGCAAAAGCAAGACGUUUUAGCCGCGUUGGAACAUAGCAGUAAGCAUAGCGCUAUAAUUUGAGCAGCCGAAUGUUAAGGUACAAGAUUAGAGUUGCCACGAUGAUGGGCAAGACAAAGAGUAACUCAGAUCGAACGAGCGGCGGAGCCAAGUGAGCGAGUCCGGUUGAGUGCCAAUGAAAAAGCAUUAGGCUCCUCCCAUGCGAUGCGUACGUUGCUCCCAUUCGCUGGAAACAAUCAUAGGUGAUUUGUUCUUUGUUCUGGUAGACGCCGCCCAGUCAACGUGGUAACAAUUAACGAGAAUUUAGUCAAAUUGAAUUGGUGCUAGAAAAUUAUUUACACUUGUCUUAUGAUUAUAUAAUUAGUUAGGGAAAAUCUGUUGCCUAUACAUUUAGACUCCCCUCCCCAAAGCCCCGCAAAGAGAAACCUAUAGUGUUUGUUGUAUUGAUUGAUAGAGUUUAAGAAAAAUGUAUAGCCAACAUUACACUAGGCGUCCCUUGGGCCACGUGUCGCAAACAUGGCGUUAGGGAAUUUGAUGCUGUGAUGAUAUAUAUAUUAUCGUUUUUAAUGUAAACUAGGAAAUAAACAAACAAAAUAUUAGGACCACAUUUUCUGAAUUUAACGUCAAAUUAAAUGUCUUAGGGUUAAUUCAGGUCAACGCAAUGGUAUCAAAAUGUUUUGCGUCGUUAGGUUUUUUUGUAAUGGCGGCAGGAUCGUUCGGGGCGUAGGAACUUUACAGGUUAGAGUCGAAUUGCGAAGAAAAAUGGGACAUUUUAUUCAAGAAAUCUCUUUAUAUUUUUUAUUUUUAUUUAUAGUUUUCGCAAUUUGUUAGCGAAAAUUUGUUUUAGCUAGAUCUUUUAUUGACGUUUUACUUCCUCAGUUCCGAUAAAACACAAGGCAUUAAAAUGAAGGGUUUUUUUUACUUUCAGUUAUUUUUUUAUGUUUUGUUAAUUAGUAAAUGUGGAUCUUUUUUUUUUCAUUGGUGUCGACAACUUGUACUGACUAUACUCAGCUCCGAACGACCCUUAUAAUUGUUAAACGAAAAAUAUUGGUUAAAGCUUUAAACAAAUACAUAUAUAUAUAUAUUUAGAAGAGACGUAUCCAGCCACAUUUUCGAGCUUAUAUGUAAAAAUGUAUAUGUAUAUAUAUAUAUAUAUAUAUAUAUAUAUAUAUAUAU
Molecule: messenger RNA, 5507 nt
Organism: Cylas formicarius (sweet potato weevil)
Lineage: Eukaryota; Metazoa; Arthropoda; Insecta; Coleoptera; Brentidae
Product: ankyrin repeat and fibronectin type-III domain-containing protein 1
Exons: 10
Coding region: 339-4394 (1351 amino acids)
Biological process (GO): signal transduction; regulation of establishment of bipolar cell polarity; establishment of mitotic spindle orientation
Cellular component (GO): spindle
Molecular function (GO): protein binding
Source: RefSeq, a predicted model, not a curated record